UUGUUCUCACUCUUUUUUUUGUUCUCUAUUAUAGUUUCAAAUAGAAAAUCGAAUAAAACCUACUAAUUCGAUCGAUGUUCCUUAUUUCCACCAACCAAGGAAGAUAGGACCCAAACAAAACCCACAAGGCUAGAAACCAUGCGAAAUCUCCAAUUCCUUCGUCUUCAGUUUUUUUCUCGUACACUAUUUACGGUUGGUUUAGUCACUCUUCUGAUGAUCGAUGCGUUUGCAUUACAAGACAACGAUCAAGCAGACACAACAAAAGAGAUUACUACCACUAUGACGAUGAGCAACGCCAUUACACACGGUAAGGAAAUACAACAAGAGCUUGAAGAUGGAUCAAGACAUGGUGAUCUUAGCUACGCUGCCAGCAAAAGAAAAGUGCCUCGUGGAUCCGAUCCUAUACACAACAGGAAAGCCGGAAAAUCAAGACGGCCACCAGGAAGGGCAUAAGUGAGUACCGUGAAAGAGAAGUGUUUGUUGGCAAAUAGGUCUUGUAAAAUACUGCUAGAUUCUCUUUUCCUUUCAUUUGGGAUCGAAUCUUUUAAAUAUGCUCAAAUAUUUGUGGACCUACACUUCUGUUUUUCUUUGAAUGUUGUCUUUUUUUUUUGGUACCUAGCGAAGAAAUACUGAGUUAGC
This is a messenger RNA of Eruca vesicaria subsp. sativa (arugula), 639 nucleotides long. The record is from the annotation of a GenBank genome assembly. NCBI's taxonomy places the organism in Eukaryota, Viridiplantae, Streptophyta, Magnoliopsida, Brassicales, Brassicaceae.